This is a messenger RNA of Cololabis saira (Pacific saury), 4784 nucleotides long. It is a transcript of the gene gng13b, whose product is annotated as guanine nucleotide binding protein (G protein), gamma 13b. Bases 526 to 729 code for a protein of 67 amino acids. Lineage: Eukaryota; Metazoa; Chordata; Actinopteri; Beloniformes; Belonidae. The record is from RefSeq and is a predicted model, not a curated record. Gene Ontology annotation, biological process: sensory perception of taste; phospholipase C-activating G protein-coupled receptor signaling pathway. The transcript has 3 exons. Gene Ontology annotation, cellular component: heterotrimeric G-protein complex. Gene Ontology annotation, molecular function: G-protein beta-subunit binding.
CCAAGCAUCCCCAGGGACCCCCCCCUUCUCUCUUUCUCUCUCUCUCCACAGCGCGCAGGGACGCGUAUAUAAACGCGUAUAAAGCGGAUCCCAGCAGGAGCGUGCGCGCAGCGGAGCAUCCUCAGAUCAGUCCUGCAACUUCCCCCCUGUGCACGCAGCAAGAGCGAGAACAAGAAUAACAGCGCUGCUAAAAAAGAAAAGGGAGAAGAAACCGCACCGACGGCUGCUGUGUAAUUGCCGACUCCUCCAGACAGACUCAGACUGCUCGACGCUCCGGAUACUGCGGAUUUUAUCCUUCCUUUUUUCUCUCUUCCCCCCACCAGCGCGUUGAGGGAUCGCGCACUCGCCUCGUCGGGGUAAAACGGAGCCGAGUUGUUCAUAGAGGAAAUAAAAACCUUGCAUCUGGGCCCGGUGGUCUUCUGCUGUCUGCACUGUCCCCCCCUCCUCGACUGUCACUGCAACCUCGACUUGGAAAAAGAGCAACAGCAUCAGUGAGGAAGUACCGCCCUAUAUCCAGCUGCAGCCAUGGAUGAGAUGGACCUGCCCCAGAUGAAGAAGGAGGUGGAGAGCCUCAAAUACCAGCUGGCCUUCAAGCGAGAGAAAUCUUCAAAAACAGUCACUGAUUUGGUAAAGUGGAUAGAGGACGGCGUUCCAGAGGAUCCCUUCCUGAACCCGGAGCUGAUGAAGAACAACCCCUGGGUGGAGAAAGGAAAAUGCAUCCUCCUCUAGGACAUUCUGUCCAUCCUCCCAGCCCUGAGCAACAACGUCAACACACACUAUAAACGACCCUGAGGCCGACUCCACCCAGCUUGUGACGGCGCUGGGAGGACGGCGCCUACUAACCUCUCACCAUGAAUGUACUACAGCUGAUGUCCCCGACGUUUCCCAGACACACACCGUAACAAGGGCACGGAAACACACACCGACUGACACACACACACGUACGCUUAUCAUUCGACACCUUGACUAUCGCACACUCACUGCAAGUUUAUUUCUGCCACAGCAGUUCACCCUUACUAUAAUAUGACAACAACAAUCACUUCUCUGUGUAAAUAUAUAACUUAUUUAUGGAGCUGCAAGCUUUUUCUUUGUAGACAUUUCCUCCCGUACUGAUGAGGUAUAACAUGUACGUGACAUAAUCACUGCCAGACUGACUGUAGGUGUGCUGGGAAAUACAAAACUCUAAUAUUUCAAAGGUCUGUGACAAAAAAAAGAACAAAUCUAAUUAAACUAUGCAUAAAAGCCCAGGAAGCUUUACAGACCAUUCUAUUUAGGCUAUUGUUUCAGUGUUUCAUGACCCCUGCAAGACACCUUCUUUAUGGUGUAAGACAUCUUAUCCACAUGGCUAAAAUGUCUUCGUAUUCUUUUAUCGUGUACUAUUUAUGGCAUAUAUCUCCAUUUGCAAAUUUGCCGUAAGUCUCAGUCGUCCUGAGAUUUUAACAGCCAAGGGGGACAUGGGACAGGAAGAAUCUGCGACGGCGAAGCUAAGCGCUGCACAUAAUCGAACACAAAACGGCUGACGGUUAGAUUUCAGCCCGUCCCCAAAUCCCUCCUUGGCUAAAGUGAAUUUAGCGUGGCAUGUCAAAAAAAAUGAGUCCACCCAAGAUGCCAGUGACUUACCGCACACAGGGGGGGUUACGUCAUCAGGGUUUUUGCAUUGCUUUUGGUGCUCAAUGCUCUUCCUGGGUUUAGGUUGUGCAUUUGCUGGCAUCAAGGUGCCAAUAUUUUGUACAUAUACAUCAGAUAAAGGAAUGCAAACAGGAAUAGCCAAAUAAGUCAUCUUAUCAUCCUAUCAGUUUGAUGAGACGGAGUCAGCACUUCCCAACAGUCAGUAUUGGCAGUUAGAAGUCCUUAUUGCUCUUAAGAUGUCAACAAACUCAUUGACUUCUCAUAUGUUAAAUUAUUAAAGACAGAGUCAACUGAACGCGUCAAUACAAUUGGCAUGAAGUCGUUUUUUAGUGUUGGUUGGCACCGUUGAAGGUGAGGUGAAACAUCUGGCGUUGUUAAGAGAGAAUAAAGUCAAAUCUGGAUAAUCACACACUUUAUGACACUUCAUGGCAGCGUCGGACCAUCACAGCUUAAGCGUUGUCCCAUCUGAUGUGCAGCCAAUCGCUGCCGUUCAUCACAUUCAGCCAGAAUGUCUUUACGUUUAAGAAAUAACGCGCCUACGCCCGAGAAGCUUCCGGAGCCAAUCUACCCGUCGUCACUCCUGCAGGCACCAAAUGUAGUUUUGUAUCAAAUGUAGUUUCCAAGUGCUUGUAAAGCAUGACAGUUACACUAAGAUUGUGUUUUUUCGUAGCUUUAAGUUCGUGUCAUAGUGGUUUUAUUUGUGUUGCUUAAGCAAAAUGAAAGUCUGAAGUCUCUGGAGCUGCAGCCCUGAGAGACAAAACACCGACACACGUAACCCCCCCCGCCCCCCCCCACACACACACACACACACACACACACACGCAUCGCCUCUCCUGAUGUACAUUAUACCCUUUUAACUUAUUAACUUAUUUAUUUAUUUAUUUAUUUAUUAGCACUUUCCUUCACCUCUAGUUCUGUUUCCUAUGUUUGCAUCUCUACCACGUACCCCAACUCGGGAAAAACAAACAAAAAAAAAAGAAAAGACUUGGCUCACCUUGCCAGAUCAUCAUUUACUAUUGCCUUGUACACAGUUUCCUUAACGUGAGCGUGCGACGGCGUGAACAUCAACACUGACCUCGGUGUCGGCCCGUGAGUGCACGUGCAUGGGAGCACAAUCCUAUCUUUAUGCAUGUGUAUUUAGAAAUAAAUGUGGACAUUCACGUUUGAACUUCCCAACAAAGCUUACAGUGUGCCCUCUGUUGCGACGCGCACGUGCGGCCCCGUCUCUCGCGCGUGCGCCGGAGGCCCAACACGGUUUGCUCAGUAAGAACCUGUACGAGGCGAGGUGUGGCGAGUGCGUGGGAUUCCUCUGAAGGACUUGGGGGCCUCACAUCAUCUCUGUACUGUAAAAGAAAUCUGUUUUUUUCUCUCUUUUUGUUCCUGGUAUUUGAACAAAGUGAUAUUCAAAGUCAGAGUAAGUCAGACAUAAACAGACAUCUGGGUGUUUGGGGUGAGGUUGUUUGAUAAAAUGGGGUGAAAAGCCACUUGAAAAGGAGCGGUGGUCCCUGGUUUGAAGCUGUGUUUGCGGAGGACGCCGGCUGACCGCGGCGUAUCGGACCGGCUUAAGCAGUACUCGAGUUGAGGGGGGAAAUAAAAACGGUCCAAAUCAUCCCCCCUGUAAAACUGCCAUCCCCCCUUUCCAUCCCUUAUGUCAUUUCAUCAAUGAAUGUGGUUUUACUGCUAUUUCAACAUUUAGAGUCAUCACCAGAAAAAUAACACCAGAAAAAUAACUUAUUUGACAAUUUUCACCUGUUUCAAGUAAAUUUUCACUUGAAAUAAGUAGAAAAAUCUGCCAGUGGGACAAGCAAAAAAAUCUUGUUCCACUGGCAGAUUUUUUUUUACUUAUUUCAAGUGAAAAUGUACUUGAAACAGGUGAAAAUUGUUGUUUUUUCCAGUGAUGAGUCUUGUUUUAAGUGUAAUAAGAUUUUUUUUUACUAAAAUGAGACAUUUUAACUAGAAAUAAGACAAAUAUUCUUGUUAAGAUUUUGAGUUUUUGCAGUGAUCCAUUUUACUUAUCCUGUGAAGGACAGAGUCAUAUUGAUAAGUUCAGAAAAGUGUUUUUUAUUGUUGUGUUUUGAUGUAUUUGAUGUAAUCCCAGUGGAUAUUUAAAGCUUACAGAAGGCUGCAUUUAACUGCUGCUAUGUCAUUCCUGCAGUAUUUCUGCAGGUGUUUUGGUCACUGCUAUUAUUUGUAAUAUAUUAUAUUAUUUAUAAUCAGCACAAAUUAUCUGUCCCCAUAUGAUAAAAUCCACCAUCCCCCCCUGAUUUUUGUUUUUACAACUCGAGUACUGGGCUUAAGUAAACCAGCGGAGCCGUGGGGACAGUGAGGAACUCUUUCCUGGGGAAGGAAAGCGUUAAUAUGACUGUUAUUAGCCGCAGCAGCCGCGUGUCCAGUGAUGCCAGCUGUCUCCGGUGAAAUAUGUAAACCAAGGGGUCCGAAGAGAGGAGGAUGUUGGCGCCGACACUCAGAAUAAAUCACAAGUCCUACCCUGCUUUACUCUGACUUUAAUGGUCCCUUCUAAAUCCGAGCAUUACCGUUUUAUUGUCCAUAAAGAGUCGUUGAGUGAAAACGUCUUGGGCAUGUUUUACAUCCAAACUGAAUCCCACUCAUAUAUGCAACAUGACUGUUCAGACACUCGGGCCUUUUCAGACGUCCCGUCAUCCAUUCAGAGCUAGCAAUAUUACUUAACCCCCCCACUUAGUAGAGCUCUUUACAAAUAUUAAUUAUAAAUUGAAUGAACAGUCAAGGUAGUUCGAUGAUUGAUGUAAUAUAUGUAAUAAUCUCUGAAAAAAAGUGGUCGACAAGAAUGUAAUGACAAACUAAAACUGACUAUUUAGUACAUGAGAGGACCCCCAAGUCUCCCUGUCCCUCGUCUGUUUUGCGUCCAGCUACUGUAACUUUAAUUGGUUGUUUUUAUAUAAUCUGAACAUGGGUAUGUACUGUAAGUCUCUUAUUACUACAAUAGUGACUGCAUAAGACCUUGUCUAGAUAUUUAGUCAUGUAUUCCAUGUAAGAAUGCUUUGGGGGGGAAAAGUAUGCAUUAGAUCAACAGUCCUAGUAUAAAGAUGGCAAUGAGCAAUAAAUUAUAGAUUUUUUUUUAAUGGAAUGUUUUGCUAAAACAUUUACCUUACUGAAUAAAGUAGAUUUCUUGACGA